Bactrocera neohumeralis is the source of this 3997-nucleotide messenger RNA. RefSeq names its product nuclear transcription factor Y subunit beta-like. The record is from RefSeq and is a predicted model, not a curated record. Lineage: Eukaryota; Metazoa; Arthropoda; Insecta; Diptera; Tephritidae. Bases 3416 to 3997 code for a protein of 193 amino acids. The transcript is spliced from 2 exons.
AAAAUCAAACCUUGCUUUCAUAAAUACCAAACGCAGCAACUUCAGUGCUGCCAACAAACUGCCCGGGGAGCUCAACCUAAAGUCUCUUAUGAUAUUGCUGGGUUAUACAGCACACAUGCUGUGCAGAAACCACAUAAACUGAGCGUCUGCAAUUCAAAAGCAAAAUGUACAGAAACAAGCUAUUACAGAAAAAUCAUACAUUCUGACACAAGAAGCAAGCUACCUCAAGGCGCUUGUAAAACGCAGAGAACCAUGUAAAACAACACCAACAGCAACGGCACCCACAACCCCUGCGUUAAACAGUGUGAUGGGCAGGGUGAGGCAGCGCGUUCCUUUGAGCAGCUCACUAACCAACAACCAACAGUAACUCUCAAGCAAGCAAAUGCAAAGCGCACAGCUCAGCUCUCAACACUGCUUGUCACAUGGCUAUAUGAGUGCUGUGGCGGCAACGUUGUUGUAAUGACAUGCGCUGCCUUAAACUGACCUGGCCUGGUCGGUCAGCUUGCCAACUUGGCUAGCUGGUUCACAACUGCCACUACACACAAGCUGCUGCCAACCAACGAAACCACAUACUCGUACUUUAAUACUGUUAGUACAUAUCUGUAUGUACUCGUAUCUGGGCAUUGUUUAAGUUUCGAAGCUCUCGCAAUUACAAAUGGCAAGUGAAUCAAAGCGCUUGCUUAUUUCAUCUACUCAUAUGUGUGUACGCAAGCAUCUUUCCCAGCACAUUGCACACCCUCCCUCAUACAAUUUGGCAUGCAAAAUAGUCGAAACGAGACUAGUCGCCGUCUCAUGGCCGCCGUCAUCGGUGUUGUGGAAGUGGUCGUCGUCGUGCCUCAGUGUUCCUCAAUGAAAACGCUUUUUCAGUGAGUAGCCAUUUUGGCUGCACAAAAAUACACCAGAACGUUACAAGCCAACAAAUGAGACGAACAGCCAGCGAGAGUGCCGUUAUACAUACAUAUUUACAUAUAUUGUACAGCAGAGCGUUGUUAGCGCAUGGGAAAAAAGAAAAUGUUUGUGACAGCGCUCGGAAAAGUGGCAGCACUGCAAAGCGUAUUUUGCUUUGGCCACCACUACGACUCUCAACCUCUACGCUGAGAAGCUACGCUCGUCGCUCGGCCUGUCAAUAUACACUUUGGCUUCAUACUAUCCACCAACAAGCAACCAAAAUACACAAAUUUAUUAAUAUUAGAAGCAAAGUUUUGCAAAUUAAAUAUAUAUAAAAAAAAUAAUAAUAUAUAAAUUGUAAAAAAGUAAAAUAUAUUCAAUUUUAUUUAUAUACAAAAGAAAAUACCGCGCUUUUUUCUCGUAUACUACGCAAAAAAUAAAAAAGAAGAAACACCACUGCAAUCAAUAAAAUACGCAAAACUUCAGGAAGCAAACACAAAUUACGAAAUAAUCGUCGGUAAACGUGUAAAAUAUAAGCAGUGUAUAUAUGUAUAUGGGGCAUUGAAAACAGAGGAAAAUAGCUACAAAUAAAAAUUGUGUAGAAAAUUAUAGUGCUGCGUGAAAGCAAGAAAGGCACCGAAAUAUUCAUAAAAGCAAUAAAAGUUUAAAAAUCCAAAGAAAACAUACGCAGAAAAUACGCACGAACGCACGAAAUAAAAAAUAAAACCACGAGCGAGUUGGAAAAAGAUAAUAAAAAGCGAAUGCGAAGCAAAAUUCAGAGUACAAAAAACAGAAAAAAAAUUAAAAAUAAUCAGCAACUAAUUUGUUGCUAAGCGCGCAGUAAAUGUAAAAGCUGUAAAUAUUGCAAAAAGCAAUAAAAAGGUAAAUGUUGAAAAAGUAAUGAAAAAGUAACAUAAAAAGCGAUUUACAAAAAUUGAGUUAUAGUAUAAAAAAUUUCGGUUAUAAUAAAUAAAAUUAUAUUAGAGCGCUGUCUUAAGCAGAGUUGUUAGUGUAAAAAGUCACUAAAAAUUAAUUUCGAAAUUAAAAAAUAUUUUUUAUAUUUAAUAAAAAAAAAAAAAAAUCAAUAAAAAAGGUGAAAUAAACUGGGACAGCAAAUAUUUAUUAAAAAAAAAACAAAAUAAAUAAAAAUUAAAAAUAAAAAAAUAAAAAAUAAAAAAAUAUAAAUUAAAAAAAUAAUAAUAAUAAAAAAUAACAAGGAAAAAAUUAGAAUAAAAUCUGAAAAGUGAAAAAAAUAAAAAUAAAUAAUAAAUAAAAACCAAAAGCCAAAAAUAAAAGACAAAAAAAAAUAAUAUAAUAAAAUCUGAAAAGUGAAAAAAUAAUAAAAAGAAGCUUCCAAUAAAUUUCAAACAAGUGAAAGUGUCAGAAACACCUAGAAACACACACAAAAUAUUUUUCAAAUAAAACGUCAAAGUAAACUAUUAGGUGGGCGGUAAAUUUCACGCCACAUAAAAAUUAAAUCGCACAUCAAGUGCUCGUAAAAGUGUGCCACAAAUAAAGCGCAAAACACAAGAACAAACCCAAAACAGUGGAAAUAAUUUAGCAAUUUUUCGUAAUACCACCAAAAUCAAGCAUUUUACGAAGCACAUACCCACCCACUAGUUUAUUGUGCUAACCAAUCGUCGCUCUUGAUGCCAAAGGGAAGUUAAGCGAGUUCUUCAAAGCUAUAAAAUCGAAAACUAACACUACACAUUUAAAGCGCACACAAAGCAAGAAAGCAGCGCCUACGCAUUACCCCAAAACUGCAAAUCUACUUCGUUUACUUUCCGUACAACCAACGCAAGCAUACUUUAUUUUAGGUCUACCCAGUGUAACUGUAUCUUACUGUGUGUCAUAAUUGCCGACAGCUCCGUCAUUGUUUGCGCUACUACAUUAACGAGGAGCACAAAUCUGCACUGCUCAAGUCCCUACAAACCGCCCAAGCGUUCAACCAAUCAAGCCAACCGUUUAGUGCCUCCAAACAAAGAAUAAAAUAAAGUAAAUGAACACAGUUAACUAACUGUUUGAUAGUUCAACAUCUUCAACACAACUCUAAAUUAUUUCGACACGCGCUCUGUCACCCCGCCAACACAUUUCGUUGCUUAACGCCACCUAUAAUCCUACGUCGCAUCGCCGAAAUUUUUUGGUUUUAUUUGAAAUUUUAUUGAACACUCGAAUUUUGUCUUCGCGCGUUACUUCGUUUAUUUUUACGACGUCUAGAUCAUCUGCUGUUGCCAAUAAAACAAAAACAACAUUUAUGGAAAACAAAAGCAACUUAGAAAUUGCAUUCAAUAACGGGAAUAUUUUUAUAAAAAGUUGAAUUAAGACUGAAAGGAGACUAACUGUUACAAGAGCGAAAAACACAAAAAAAAAUUACUAAGAAAAAGGGAAAUCGCUGUAACUUUAUUGAGGAAACUAAAAACGAAUCAGCAGUGUUUUUUUUCUUCUAAACUGCACACACACACAUGCGCAAAAGCACAACGGUGUCCAAAACACGCACACAUGCACGCCUUAAUUAUGUUGCUGCACAAUGUCCACACCGUUGGGCGACGACACCACCACAAGUAAAUCGGCACCAGACACGCAACAACGUGCCACAAUCACAACAACCACAACAAUAAACACUUGCGAACAGCAUGCCAACAUGAACACCACUGCAGCAACUGCUGUUAUUGCAACGAGCGCAACUGCAGCCACAAUCACAGCAACAACACGCCACACUAACCACAUACUUAACCACCACCAUAACCAACACCACCAACAACAACAACAUGAGCAACAACAACCCUCACAGCAACAGUCAUAUUGCACGCCAAUCGAUGUUGUUGAUGGUAAUGUUGUUGCAAUUGCAACAACAACAUCGGGUGUGGUAGAUUGCUGGCAAACACCACAGCAACAGCAAGCACAACAACAACAAUUGCUUUUGCCACAACGACAACAACAGCAGCAGCAACAGCAUGCGCCGGGCAACAACAGCAGCAGCGGCGGCAGCAGCAGCAAUCCUUCGAGCAGUCAUUUUGUUUGCUAUUUGCCCGUGCUAAAGCCCGAUGUGGUGCUCAGCGAUCGCGGUCUAUUUACCGUUUAUUGUUUUGUCAAAGAUUUCGUUAGGUAA